Molecule: messenger RNA, 1654 nt
Organism: Megalobrama amblycephala (Wuchang bream)
Lineage: Eukaryota; Metazoa; Chordata; Actinopteri; Cypriniformes; Xenocyprididae
Product: GTPase IMAP family member 7-like
Exons: 3
Coding region: 511-1341 (276 amino acids)
Molecular function (GO): GTP binding
Source: RefSeq, a predicted model, not a curated record
CAAUCAAAGCUUCAAAAAAACACGAAAAACGGGACCUUUAACAGCGUAAACAGAGUCUCUUGCUUACCAGGAAGUGUUUCGAGUCUCGCCGCCAUCUGCUGACUAAAAUAAAUACAAUCCACAACAUCAGCACAAUCUCAUAGUGAUUUUUAAUAUAAUCAAUCAAACGCAUUUGCGUAAAACACGUUAUUACAGGCAUAUAAACUCACCAGGAGUCGAGCUGGAGCUGCUGUUCAAGCUUUCGUUUCCACGACAUCAUCUUCUUCCCUUGAUCAAUUUCAUUAGAUAAUUAUUUAUAACGAAGCAGAUGUUCACAGCACAUGAGAUGUGCAAAUACUGAGAAUCUUUAAUUUUCUAUUUUGAUAGCACUUUGACAUUUGUCUGCUGAGGAAGUCAUAAAUCUGUAACUAAUUUAUAGCUUCCACUGGGGGGCGCAGGCGAGUUUCGUGCUCGUUUCAUCAUCACGUGACUCACUUUUAUACUUUCGGUUUUGUUGGUGGUGAACAGAAAAUGGCGAAGAGUACAGUUUUGAGAGAGAAGGAUGCUGCAGACCAAGAAGAGAUGGAAGGACUGAUACAGGAGAUUGCUAAAGAAAGUUUGCACUUAAAAUUGGAUCAGAGGAUUGUGCUGUUGGGUAGAACUGGAUCAGGAAAGAGUUCAACAGGAAACACCAUCAUUGGCAACUUUGAGUUUAAACAUGGUAUUUCCUCUAAGUCUGUUACUAGAAGUUGUCAAAGACAUGUGACAACAGUGGAGGAUAAAGUCAUCUCAGUGAUCGACACUCCAGGACUGUAUGACACAUCAAUGAGUGAAGAAGAGCUGAAGAAAGAGAUCGAGAAGUGCAUCUACAUGUCUGCUCCUGGCCCUCAUGUGUUUCUGCUGGUCAUCAGACUGGGUGUGAGAUUCACAGAAGAAGAGAAGAAAACAGUGAAAUGGAUUCAGGAAAACUUUGGAAAAGAAGCUUCUCAUCACACCAUCAUUCUGUUCACUCACGCUGAUUAUCUGAAGGGGAUUUCAUUAGAUAAAUACAUCAGUGAAAGUAAUGAUCUCAAGGCUCUUAUUGAUGAGUGCAGUGGCAGAUUUCACUCAUUCAACAAUGAAGACAUGAUUAAUCGCUCUCAGGUCACAGAACUGCUGCAGAAGAUUGAUAAAAUGGUGAAGAUCAAUGGAGGACAGCACUAUACUAAUGAUAUAUUUAAAAAAGCCCAGAGAAAGAUUGAACAAGAGGCUUUAAAACAAAAACUGAUGGACUAUGGGCAAACAGCUCUAACAGCAAUAGGAGGAGUAGCAGUAGCAGGAGUAGCAGCAGUAGUAGGAAUAGCACUAGCAAAAGGAAAAUAAGGCCCAUGCUUAAUCUGAUUGAACAACAAAGGCCAGAUCUUCAUACACUAAUUUCUAAUUUAGUUAUCUAAAAGAUUUAAUGAGAAUUUUAAGAUUGCCAUGUUAAGUAUAUACUACAUUGUAUGUAUAUUGAUUAUUUCAUCUGUUGAAUUGUGAUUGUAAAAACCUGGAACUAUCUAUCAUAUUCUUCCUAAACAAAAAUGCUAUUUUAUAGAGUCUAAUUUCUAGGAAACUCUCUACUAAGACAGCUCUCGACCUGUGGUAAGAUGAGAAGUUUCUUGUUUGUGUAACAUGGACUUAAUAAAUCCUUAUC